AUGUCGUCCGUCGAAGAUGGUGCACCAAACGGGACAUCCACUGCCUCCAAUGUCCCCGAACUCGAUGUGUCGAAACUCCAUGCCUUGCCGACGGAACAGCAAGACCUGUUCCUGCUCAAUUUCGUUUCCGAGUUGCGUGAUGCUGUUCACAGCCUCUCCCCCGACGCUUUGCCUCCGCAGCAACCUGCCAUCAAGAAAGAGAUCAUUAAAAUUGUCGGCUUGGGCACCCCCCUGCCAUCUCGUGUUAUCAGGGAUACAUUAGCUGGAACACUCGCAGACACAUUCGAUCGUGGAAGCCGCAGCCUCUUGUUUGAUACCAUCAACGAACUUGUUGCCGUCCUCAACUCGAGCAAGAUUGACAAGGAUCCCAGCCCCAAGCACGUGGCUAUUGUCUGCCUUGGGAAAGUCUAUGAAUCUGCCGGUGACAGCGCUCUCAACCUCUCCGGCCUUGUGGUACAAUCCCUUGUCAAGGGAACCAAGGCCUCUCACGUUGGUAUCCGCGCUGCAUCAUUCCGCACACUUGGUCUACUGGCGAAGGGAACCAAUCGAGGUCUGGACGAAUCCUCAGCAAGAGACAUCUGGAAAGCUGGGCGAAAUGCUGCAGGUGCAGACAAAUCCGCUGUAGUUCAGAGAGAUGCAUGCGACUGUCUGUGGCGCCUUCUCACCUUUACCGGCUUCUUCAACAACUCCACCGACUUCGACAAGCUGGAGUCGCUUGUGUGGAAGGCCUUUGAUACCCCUGUGCCAGCGGUAAGACACGCUGUUGCCCGGCUGCUUGGUGCUACCCUAGUUCAAGCGCACUCAGAGGUCCAUACAGCCGAUGUCCCAGUGGUCCGAAAGCCGAAGAAGCCUUCAAAGAAGCAAGGACCGCUUUCAGAAGACGACGAUGAAUCCAUUCGGCCUGGUUCGCCCACUCCAACAGGCUCGAAAGGAGCAAUCGCACUCUCUUUCACGAUCAAAGACAUCAUCCGCAUGCUGUCCAUUCAAUUCGUGAAGCCAGCCAUCUCCAAUCAUGCUCGAGCAGGUAUCGCAGCCUGUUUCAAGUUCGUUCUGGCGAACCUCCCGGUCAAAGUGAUCGAAGACAACUUUGGGCGCAUAUCGGAGCAACUAAUCUGGGAGAUUAUCGAUCAUCCAAGUCUAAGCUUUCAUAGACAUCGUCUUCUGCUCUCUCGAUGUAUGGUGCAAAACAUCCUGCGAGCAACAAUCACUUCUGGCACGUUAACCGAGAACGCUCAGAUCAACGCUGUCAGAUAUCUCGUGAAUGAUGUCCUCAAGAAUUAUCCAAAGGUCGUUGCAGAAAGGCGUGAGCCAUCCAAAAGGAUGCUUGCAGCGACCUUAGAGCUGCUUUAUCAUUUACUGGAAUCAAUAGGGUCCGCAGCUGCCGUUUUGCAAGACUCGUCCCGAGAAGCCCUUUGUCAAGUCAUGCAGCAUCCCAGUCACACUGUACAGAGCUAUGCCGCGCAGUGCUUUAGGACAUUUGUGUUGGCCUGUCCAUCGCAGAUGAUUCAGACCAUCGAGCAUCUUGUCUCACAGUUGAGGAAAACCCUUGAAAACCCUUCCGACAAUCGCCAAAGCUUGCGUGCUUGCUCUGGACGAGCCCUGGCAGUUGCUGCUAUGCUACACUCCGCCAACCAAAAGCCAAUAUUCGGGUCCGUGGAAACGUACUCGAGUAUCCUAGCUUUCGCCACGGAUCUCCUCAAAAGGAGCGCCACGUCUGAGCUGCGCCUUUCGGCAACACUGUUACAAGUAGCCUGGACAUUGAUUGGCGGGUUGAUGAAUCUAGGAUCGAGCUUUGUCAAAGUACACUUGGGACAACUGUUCCUUUUGUGGAGGAAUGCGCUACCCCCUCCUUUGACACAGGAAAACGCGGCACAGAGAACCCAACUUGAACUCAGCUUUCUCUGUCAUGUCAGAGAAUGUGCUCUUAGUGGCCUGCUUGCAUUUUUGGAGUCUUGUAAUGGACUUGUCACCACAGACGGGUCCAGGCGCAUCUCGAUCAUGCUGCAGAAUACAGUGAGCUUCCUAGCAAAUUUGCCUAUGAAUCGAUCUUCUGCGGAACUCUCAAAUCGACUGGUCCCAGCGCUUCAGCUGCAGGACAUGGGUUUCAUGCUUCGCCGGCGACUGCUUCAAUGCUAUGCUGCGCUCAUUGGACUGAAGCAUGUCGAAGUCAACGAAGUCAUGUCUCACUCUGAUCUGGUUGGCCUGAGCUUGGAAGUUUUCACGUCACCAGAAAGACCAGCGCAGAAGAAUCUUGAGGCCUCACUUGCUUCAUCGGCCAGCAAUUUUGAUGGACUCUGGGAGAUAGGUGACAAUUGGGCUUUUGGCGUCAGCAGCCUCGUGCACGGAAGAAGUGUCUUCUAUCCCACAGGGAAGGGAUUUGUAAAGCGUACGAGCCCUACCCUUUCCUCGGAAGCACAUGAUGAUGAUCUGGAUCAACUACCGCUGUCGCCAACACUUGCAGCUCUGGAACACGAUCCAGCCAUUCUCUUUCGCUCUGCGCAGAGGUCAGACACUGUCGAACUCAGCCCACCUUCGACUGCCUGCAUUGAUGCCUCGAUCAAGCUCUUUUCGAUGGUAUUCCCCUCACAAUCUGCUCGAGUUCAAGAGAGCACUAUGGAGCAGAUUGCUACCGUACUAGCCAUGCCAGGUCAAAGAGAUCCCGGCCGCAAAUCUGCGGUCCAAGUCAACUCCACACUGGCAAUAUUACUCUCACUAAGUGUAGCGAAUGGUGAGACACCAUUCCCGACUGGUCAAGUUCAUCUGCAUACAUUUGGGAAGACUCUAGCAGAGCUAUUAAAGACUCGUAUGGCGGAGCCGGACUACCGUGUGCGAGCGCUAUGUGCUCGAGCUUUAGCCCUCGCGUGCAAUCUGGGAGGGACUCAAUAUACUAACAACGAGGUAAAAGCACUCAUCGACAGUAUUGUCACCAACCGAGAUCCGCACAUGCGUGCUGGAUGUGCGUUGGCACUUGGCAGUAUCCAUGCAGAAGUUGGCGCGAUGGCAUCCAGCUUGCAUAUCAAAUCGAUUGUGGGUGUACUGCUGUCACUAUGCAAUGAUUCGCACCCGGUCGUACACUUCUGGGCAUUCAGAGGUUUGGUACAGGUCGCUGAAUCAGCCGGCUUGAGCUUCUCAGCUUAUGCUUCUAGUACUCUGGGAAUGUUGGCCCAACUUUACUCCAGUGACAAUCACAAUUCAGAGUCUACCUCUCUGGCCACAUCAAAUCUGGAGCUCGAGUUCUCUACAACAUUGGUUAUUGCACAAUGCGUUGACUGCAUAAUCAAUGUACUAGGUCCGGAUUUGCAAGACAUAUCAAAACCGCGCCAGCUCAUCUUGACCUUGCUCCGCUACUUCGAGGCUGAGGCUUCACCUAUUCUACGGCAUCAAGCUCUUGUGUGUCUGGGCCAUCUAUGGAUGUAUGCCCCAGCCCACGUACAGUUUGCCAAGUACGUGCGAAAUUUGCAAGACAAUCUCUCGUCGAAGGACCACCAGCUCCUAGGCAGCGCGGCACUAUAUGGUAUCGGACACCUUAUCAAACGGAGUGCUAGUGAGGUUAUGCGUGUUGCCAACGAGAAGCUGAAUGACGAUAUCUGGGCGAUGCUUGACCAAGAUUCCCAAAACGAGUUUCUCCACCUCACGCUCCGCAAUUGGAUGCAGCAGACAGUCUUGACCGACCCUGGAGCAUGGGUCGAUAGGUGUCAGACAAUUCUUUCCAAAACGCGAAUUUCGGAGAAGGCCAGGGCUCCUGUCGUGACCGCAAAGACAGCCAACACGAUGCCGGAUCUGGCGGACGAAGAAGUUGCAGGUUUCGCAGCAGCGACGCAGGGCGAUUCUUCAGAACCAGCUGCCGAGGGCCAGGAGUUUUUAAGAUGGCAGACGCGCGAUUUUGCUAUGAGACUCCUGAGUGAAGCACUGCAGUUGGUACAGGAUGCCAUGUUGCCGGACCAGAGCAUACCAGCUGAGGAGGCGCUGUAUGGCAAGAUUGCGGAUAUCAUUCGUGUAGCCUUCGCAGCGUCCACAGCCAAUGUUGUCGAACUCCGAAUCUGGGGUCUUCGCAUUAUAGACCAAGUCCUCAAGAUGUUUGGCAAGACUCCCGAUCCCGAUUUUGCGGAAGCUUCGCUGCUGGAGCAAUACCAAGCGCAGAUUGGCUCGGCUUUGACCCCGGCCUUUGCAGCCGACUCAUCCCCUGAACUCGCUGCAGAAGCCAUUGCUGUUUGUGCGACCUUUGCAGCGACUGGCAUAGUCACCACAGCUGACAGAAUGGGACGAAUAUUCAAGGUUCUUGCAAACGGUGUAGACAACCUGGCUCUGCCUCAACCCGAAGCCUCGAUUGGGGAUCUCAAGAAUCUGACGCCUAAUGCGCAGUCACUGCUGAAAAUGGCCCUGCUGUCAGGCUGGGCUCAACUACAGCUAGCCAGCGGUGAACAGUCCUACCUGAGCGAGAUUGUUCAUCCCUACGUGCCAAAGCUGGCACCAUUAUGGCUCAAUGCUCUUCAGGAGUUUGCCCAACUACGCUUCGAACCUGAAAUAUCCGACACGCUUGGCACUGACACCACUGCUGCGAAUCUAGAUGAGCGCUAUGCUGCCUUCAAUCGAGUCGUACGCCUCCAAUUUUACCAGGGCAGCUGGCUUAGCGUGGUCAAUGCUAUUGCUGCGCUGGUAGAAAAGGACAGUGAUGCGGUCUUCGAUGCAAUGGACAACAGAACAGCUUCGUCACGAGCGGCAACGAAUGGAGAUGGUCCACAAGGCAAGGACAUGAGCUUCCGAGAGGAGCCGGUGGCGUUCUUCUUCAUUCUGUUUGGUCUCGCGUUCGAAGCGCUGGUGACUCGAGCGAGAGAAGAUCCAUCACAAGGCCUAUCGAUCUUGCAUGCGCUCCGCAAGAUCCUGACACCUGCCGUCUCGGGCAGUGCCGUUUACGAGGAAGCGGUCUUCAAUGAGACCACCGACACGCUUGAACGACUCGCUCUCACAAGCACAACACAGACCCAAUCUACGCUGGUCGACAUCGCCAGAAACCUCUCACUGGACCAUCCAUCGGCAAAAGCCCCACAGGACCGGGAUGAGAAGCUGUCAGAUGAUAUCGAGCAGCUUUUUGAGCUCACUAGAAUCAUGGUCUUGGUCUUGACCGGAUUGAUUCCUACCCUGGAGGACCCACCUGGAAUGGCGAUACGAAAGCUUAGUCCUGACGGGAUAUCCCUUGUCCACCUUGUCUUCCAGGCGCUGGUGGGUGUGGCAGAGGUCUUCCCGUCCAUCAUCAAGGCCGAUCUACAUGCAUGUAUCUUCCACUGCUACUGCACAAUGCUGGCGACAGGUAUCUGCCAGGAAGAAGUGGUGCCAUCGUUGUUGCCCGUCUUUAGAAGCUUCCUGCAGGUGGUAGCCGACUCCUCCGAAGGUGAGACUACGUCCAACCUGGUACGCGGCUCGCUGCAUCAAGUCAUGAUUACACUUUCUGUGGCGCAAAGGCGAGAACAUGACGGCUCACUCACAGCUGCGAAGAAUUGCUUGCUGUCUAUGACUGUGAUGCUUACCACUGCAGGCCACGCAAUUCCAGCGAACGACGAGCUUAUUCGCAAAGCUGUGGCCGAGUUUCUGGACUGUCUUCAAGACGUCGGCCUCGCUAAGAUAGCUGUCAACUGCAUCCGCACCAUUCUGCAGAGCAACAGCAAGUCCGCUUGCGAUGAAGCCGCCGGUCGUAUUCUUUGGCCGCAGCUGAUUCAAUUCAUCUGCGAUCUGGGCACCGAGGACCCGGAGAACGUACGAAGCGCCAUCACCCAAGCUCUUGUGGGCUCGAUCGGGACUCUAGCACAAGAUAGACGGCAGGCAGCAAUUGCGAUACUCGUCCCAGUCCUGCUCCACCGUGCAAAUAAAGUGUCUCGGGGUGAGAAGGAAACAGAAGUUCGCAGGGAGGUCGCUUCACGACUACUUGAUCUUGCGGGGAUCGAUCAGCUUGGCUUCCGUGCAUCAAUUGCUAUGCUGGAUGAGGAACGACGGGCUUCGCUCGAGAGUCUGUUACGAAGCGCAGGCCUGGGAAGGAAGCAAUCCGAUCAGGGUGGUCCGGAAAAUGAGGAGUUCCGGGCUCCGGCGAUAGAGUUGAGAAUGGACUUCUGA
Molecule: messenger RNA, 6105 nt
Organism: Cyphellophora europaea CBS 101466
Lineage: Eukaryota; Fungi; Ascomycota; Eurotiomycetes; Chaetothyriales; Cyphellophoraceae
Exons: 1
Coding region: 1-6105 (2034 amino acids)
Biological process (GO): retrograde transport, endosome to Golgi; intracellular protein localization; endocytosis
Cellular component (GO): Golgi apparatus; membrane; endocytic vesicle
Source: RefSeq, a predicted model, not a curated record